AUGAGCAUCUCUUUCUCUGCCACACCCGUCAUUCAUGACCAUUUGAGCCGAGAAGAUUACUCCGAAACUGAACAUCGCCAAACUUGGUACAGCAAGAAGGAACUUUCAUCAAUCAAGAAAGACACCAAGAAGACCAUAACAUGGAUCAUGGGUGGCAUGAAUGGCAACCGCGAUCUCUUUUGUGAGAAGGGCUUGGAAGCCAAGACUCCUACCAACCUUCGCAAGCACAAGUUGCACAAGGAAGAAGCCAUCCGCACUGUUCUAAAGGCCCAACAGAAUCCUACUUACAAAAAGGAUCCAGAAUGUUUGGCCAAGGCAUAUGCCACUUAUUCCGCACCAAGUAUGGCAGAAGCCAUGAUAAUGGCAGCUACCGAGUAA
Cylindrotheca closterium is the source of this 378-nucleotide messenger RNA. The record is from the annotation of a GenBank genome assembly. Lineage: Eukaryota; Bacillariophyta; Bacillariophyceae; Bacillariales; Bacillariaceae.